GCUCAGUGGUGAGCCACUUAGAAUCGGCAGAGAGCCGGUUGCAGGGGUGGCGUUUGCCACACCGCUCAGCGCGAGCCAUGGCAGACAUGGAGACUUCUGUCUCCUUUCCGGAAGCCGUGACCCCGGUAGAGGAGUACCAGCGGCUGGAGCCUCUGAUCAACGAGCCCUUGAAGGCCGGUUCCGCGUACUUCCUAGUCAACCGACGGUGGUACAUGGAGUGGCUGCAGUGGGUAGGAGCUCCGAGCGUGCAAAGCCCUCAGAUGCGGCCGGCUGAUCCGCCGCUUGAAGGAGGGUUCGAGAUGCUCUCCCAGGGAAGCGUGGGCAGUUCCCGGAAAAAGCCGCGGGCCAGUUCUUGGACCAAAGAUCGCCCAGGGCAAAUAGACAACAGCGAGCUGCUAGAGGAAGGCUCCUCAACUGCCAUCAAGUCGACACUGGAUGAGCACUCUGACUACAGGAUUGUGCCAGAGGACGCGUGGGACCUGCUGUUCGGUUGGUACGGUGGAGGGCCUCCCAUCAAGCGUCGGGCCAUCACGCCGUCUUCUGGCGGAGUUCAGGUGGAGCUCUAUGGUCUGUCUUUGAAGGUUUACAGAUCAACAGAUUUGGCCGGAGUGCCUUUGGAGGUCAUCGAGUCCAAGUGCUGCACCAUCCGGCAGUUGAAGGCUGAGCUGUGCGCGCAACUGGGGAUGGACGCCAGCAAGGUGCGGAUCUGGGACUACUUCAACGAGAAGCCCUUUACGCUCUUGGAGUCGUACAUGGAGGACACAUUGGAGAGCCGCCGCAUCAUGCAGCAGAACGAGAUCCUGCUGGAGGAGCAAGAGGCAGACGGCUCCUGGAGCUAUCGGGAGGACUCCACUUCUGCUGUUGAGACCUACGGGACGUCAACGACAGCCGGCUACUCCUCCAACUGGCUGGCGUCGUCUGCAUCUGAUGUCCCGGUUGUGGGAGAACCAAUCCAGCGGGGUGCAGUCGGAUUGCAGAACUUGGGCAACACCUGCUUCAUGAAUAGUUCAAUUCAGUGCCUCUCCAACAUCCCGCAGCUGCGGGAAUUCUUCCUGACAGGCACCUACAAGGCCGCGCUGAACCCCACCGCUCACAAGACACACGGCAAACUUGCAGAGACCUUUGCCGAACUGUUGGAGCUGAUGUGGAAGGACAACACCAUCAAAGUGGCUCCGAGGAACUUCAAGUGGCAGGUGGGCCAAUUUGCCGAGCAGUUCAGCGGGUAUGGCCAGCAGGACUCCAUGGAGUUGAUUGAGUAUGUCCUGGAUGGCCUGAAGGAGGACUGCAACUCGGUGCAAGGCUGCAAGCCGUACAUCGAGCUGAAGGAGGCAGACGGGCGACCGGACGCGGAGGUGGCCGCGGAAGCGUUGUCGGCCUACCGGCAGCGCAGCAGCUCGCGGGUGGACGACCUCUUUGUAGGCCUGUUCAAAUCCGUGGUGCGCUGCCCCGAUCUUGGGUGCGGACGCACCUCUGUGACCUUCGACCCCUUCCUCUCCGCCAAGCUUUCGCUGUCCAGCUCUGCAGAGCAGAGACAGACGUCUGUCAGUUUGGUGCUGGUUCGGGACUGCGACCUGGCGACAGAGGCCUACCAGCAGGUCAAGGUGAAGGUGAACAAGGAAGCAAGUGUCAAGGAACUCAUCGAAGCAGCGGCAGAAGAGGUUGGUGCAGGUCUCAAGCCUUCCAGAUGCAUGCUGGUGGAGGUUUGGAACAAGAAGGUGUACAAAUUCUUCGAGGAGCCCGACUCCAUAGAGAACAUCCGCGCUGAGGACCACCUGCUUCUCAGUGAAGUCUCUGAUGCCAAAGCUUUCUGCAAGAGUGGGGAGCAGCGCUGGGGCUCUACAUACAUCACCAAUAGCCUGGAUGAUGACUCCGGCGGCGGCGGUGCAUCACCGAGCUCGUCGUCCUCGUGCGGCGUCAUUCUACACCACAGGAAGGCGUCUUCCAACUCUAUUCGGCGUGACUCGUCUCCGCUUGGUGUCCCACUUUUGAUGACUAUCCCAAAGGAUGCCACAGCUCGCCUGCUAUACAAGCAGGUGGAUCGUUACAUCAAAAGGCUGGCCGGGGAGGUGGACAGCGCCUGGCGGCUUCACAAGACGGACGGGCAGCUCAUUGACCCGGAGGGUGAUCUGCCUCUGGGGAUCAAGGAAUCGCGAGAACAUUUCGCGAUUGAAUGGCAGGAAGAGUUGCCUGAGAAGGUGCUACAGGAGCCUUUCAGCAAGACCAACGGCUCAGUGUCCGACGGAGAGGUGGACCUGACCCAUUUGCUGGAGAUGUUCGUCCAGGACGAGAAACUUGGCCUGGAUGAUGCGUGGUACUGCAACCGCUGCAAAGAGCACAAGGAGGCCUUCAAGAAACUGGAGUUCCACCACUGCCCACCGGUUCUCGUACUUCAGUUGAAGAGAUUCCAGUACACUCGCUGGUAUCGAGAUCGGCUCAACGCGCCCGUCAAUUUCCCGCUGCACAAUCUGGACCUCACGUCCUACUGCACGGCCUCUUCCAGAGAGUCCUUCAAGAUCCCGCCCGUUUAUGAUCUUGCUGCGCUGUCAAAGCACAUUGGCUCCCUCGGUGGCGGACACUAUGUCGCAUACGCUCGGUCCUCCAUUGACGGGGAGUGGUACCACUACGACGACAGCUCCGUCCGGCGCUGCUCAGAGGAGGAGGUGUCCUCGGACAAGGUGGGCGCUUAUGUGCUCUUCUACAUCCGGCGAGAUUACCGCCCGCCGAGCUAUGGCCCCCCUGAAGUCUGAAGGUGCUUCAGGCCCAGGUUUCACCAGUUGUUUCUCGCAAUUCGGUUUAUUUGUGGCGAGUCAGCCACAAGAGCGGUCAGCAGAUCUCACCCACGAAGGCCGUCCCAGCAGAGAGGUGUGCUGGCACACCCACAAAACCACAUGCUCCACCUACUUUGUUGGGCAUGGUGGCAGGUCCAGAAGUGUAGCAUUAUUGAUUGACCAGCGAAUUAGCCCAGAGG
Messenger RNA from Effrenium voratum, 2968 nucleotides. The record is from the annotation of a GenBank genome assembly. Lineage: Eukaryota; Dinophyceae; Suessiales; Symbiodiniaceae.